Messenger RNA from Teleopsis dalmanni, 1217 nucleotides. RefSeq lists its product as uncharacterized. Bases 113 to 874 code for a protein of 253 amino acids. Lineage: Eukaryota; Metazoa; Arthropoda; Insecta; Diptera; Diopsidae. The record is from RefSeq and is a predicted model, not a curated record. The transcript has 3 exons.
UACAAGAAUUUUCCAAAUAUUCGAGGAUUAAGACUUUCGAUAUAGUUUUAUAUAUGAGUAUAUAUCUAAAUUAUUUUAUUCGCUAAAUUUUGCAGUAGUAUCAAAAGUAGCAAUGGGUAAAUUUAGGCUAAAUAACUACGCUUACGAUCUGUGUUGUAAGAAACCUUUGCCCAAACAGCGUCCGGUUAAGUCUAUUUUGUCUGCUAGUAAUUCACCUCCGGGUAAUAGUAAAGAAGCUUCUCCUAGUGCUUCACAAAAAGUCUGUUCCAAGCGUAACAGUAAAGAUGUUCUCUCCACACGUAAAAAGCGAUUUAUCCAUAAAAAGAGUCGUAAAAAAUUGAUCCCACCAAGCCAAUGCCAAAGUAAAGAGUCUCGUGUUAGUAGCAAAAUUAAGGCAGCACGUGAUGCAUGGUGUAAUUUGUCAGACCUGAAGAAAUGGCAAAUCAAGUCCACUGUGCUACACAAGACCGGCCAUGGGACUUGUGAAAAACAUGCAGAUGAUUUUUCUAGAAAACUUAAAUCCUGCGGUAACCACUCAACUAAGAAACGAUGUACUUUAAAUCAGAAAACCAUAACCUCAAAAAAAAGGAUGAGUCCUAAACAAUUGAAUAAUAUAGAAAAUAAAAUAUGUUUGCUACUUUUGAAAAAAAUUUUACAUAUUGCUCAUGAAAAUUCUAAAAAGGCAAAAUCUUCUGUUUCUUCUGCGGGAAAACUGAUGGCGAAUACGGUUGCAGAUUCAAAGGUUCACCACAAGUCUGCGAAAAAACUGAUGUCGAAUGCAAUUCCAACUUCAAAGGUUCACCACGAUUCUGCGGGAAAACUGAUGUCGAAUGCAAUCACAGCUUCAAAGGUUCACCACGAUUCUGCGGAAUAACUGAUGCCGAAUGCAAUUACAGAUUCAAAUGUUCUCCACGAUUUGAUAUACAUUGCAGAUUUGUCAAAUAUUUCCAGUGAUGAAAUACAUUUGCAAUUUAAAAGCUGAAGUCCAAACAGAUUUGGGUAUGAAGUCAACUUGAACUAGUCGAUUAAUCAGAAAACUAAAUAGUUAUGGAUGAGUCGGAUUGAAAACAGUUGCUUUAAAACCAGAACCUAAUACCACGUGUUUUCUAGAAAAACAAAUAAAAUGCAUAAAAAAUAUAACUUGGACUGCAAGUAAACAAUUGUUUGUUUGUAAUUAAAAAAAAUUAAUAUCGUGCAUUUUUCACAUAAAAUUGUAA